Messenger RNA from Caenorhabditis elegans, 1157 nucleotides. RefSeq lists its product as uncharacterized. The record is from RefSeq and is marked reviewed. NCBI's taxonomy places the organism in Eukaryota, Metazoa, Nematoda, Chromadorea, Rhabditida, Rhabditidae. Gene Ontology annotation, molecular function: catalytic activity. Gene Ontology annotation, cellular component: extracellular region.
GUUGUUUCAAAGACUUUAGGACCACUUGUUCUCCAUCCUCCAACCCAAUCACCUUUUGUCCUGGUCCUUCAUAGUGCUCGGACCUACCACCACUUGAACCUAUAGGUCUUUCCAUAUUCGAACAUUGUCAUUUCCAAAUUGGUUUUGGAGAAAUGUUAAUUCAGAUUUUAUUUCUGAUAAUUCUAACCCUAAAUUGCUCAUAUUCAACUUCAUAUUCAACUAGUAAUGGAAUUCGUCUAAUGACAUUCAACAUUUGGAAUUCUGGUGCAAACGUGGAAAAUGGCCAACAAAAAAUUGCCAAGCACAUUUUGAUGGUCAAUCCUGAUGUUGUGGCUCUACAGGAAGUCUAUGCAAAUGUGACACGAAACUUGACCCUUAUGCUAGGUCAUCCAUGGGUUGCAGUUGAACGAAAUCACGAAUAUCCAGACACUGCGAUUCUCACUCGCCACGUCUUAAUUCCGAAUACAAAUUUGUCAACGUCUGGAGCAGUCGGAGUGAAGAUCAUGCUCAGAACUGGGUUUAUGAUUCAUUUUUGGUCACUCCAUCUUGACUAUACAUCCUAUGGGCCUUACGCAGCAAAUAACAAAUUGGUGGACAAACUCGAUCAGAUUAUGGCUGGAGAAAAUGUUGGACGUGGUCCUCAAAUCUACGAGAUUCUUAAUCUUCCAAUGAUGAAAAAGUGGAUGGAAAAGGUGGAAGAUGUUCCGAUUUUCAUAGCCGGCGACUUUAACGGACCCUCACAUCUCGAUUGGACAGAACAGACAAAAAAGAUUCAUGGGGAUUGGGUGAUACGGUGGCCUGCAACCAAGGAGCUAGAAGAACGAGAAUUCAGUGAUACAUUCAGGGAAAUAUACCCAAACGUUGUUUCAGAUCCAGGAAUCACGUGGUCAACAGUAAACAAGUUCAAUCCAGAAUGGAAUUAUACGAUUCCAGAGCCACAGGAUCGGAUAGAUUUCUUGUUUUAUAAAGGACCAGUUGUUCCGUAUCAAAUAUUGACAUACAGUGGAUGCGAGAAACCGCAACGAAUUCCGUUUCACUCGAAAAAUGACUACCCAUCCGAUCAUUUUGCCGUUUUUGCCGACUAUACUUUCAUAUGAUUCAACAUCGUCUUUCAAACAAUCUUUACUUGUACACAAAAACAUAAAUUUCUCUCUCUC